AUGCUCAUUCCCAAAGCACUCACUCGUCUGAGUGUUGCAUUCUGCCUCCUCAGAGUUGCCACCUCGCAAACGGUGUUAAAGAUAAUGCCCCUUGGGGAUUCAAUUACCGAUAUUACUUGUUGGCGUGCAAUGCUAUGGCAGCAACUCCAGAAUGCAGGAGUUAAAAAUAUCGACUUUGUCGGUAGCAUGGUAUCGGCGGCGACAUGCGACGGAAUUAGUAACUAUGACAGGAACCACGAAGGUCAUUCAGGAUAUCUUGCCGUCGAUAUUGCCAACAAGAAUCAGUUGGUUGGAUGGCUCAAUUCAGCAAAACCGGACAUUGUUAUGUUUCACCUUGGUACAAACGAUAUCGGGCGUUCAAAAACACCAGCGGAGACUAUCGCUGCAUUCACUACGCUUCUUGAUCAAAUGCGAGCAAGUAAAAGCAGUAUAAAGGUUAUUGUUGCACAAAUCAUUCCAUUACCGUGGGUUGAUAGUGGAAUUCGAAGCCUUAAUAGUGCCAUAGCCUCAUGGGCGACAUUGAAGAAUACCACAUCUUCCCCAAUAUAUGUCGUUGACCAAUAUACUGGGUUUACAACGUCUGAUCUACAGUCCGAUCAGAUUCAUCCAAACGAAUCUGGCGACAAGAAGAUUACGGCCAGAUGGUAUCCAACUUUGCUUAAGGUCAUUCAGAAUAGUCAGGCCGGGAAGAGAGAAGCAGUGUUUUCUGCUUGA
Venustampulla echinocandica is the source of this 714-nucleotide messenger RNA. RefSeq lists its product as uncharacterized. Bases 1 to 714 code for a protein of 237 amino acids. NCBI's taxonomy places the organism in Eukaryota, Fungi, Ascomycota, Leotiomycetes, Helotiales, Pleuroascaceae. The record is from RefSeq and is a predicted model, not a curated record. Gene Ontology annotation, molecular function: phosphatidylcholine lysophospholipase A1 activity. The transcript has 2 exons.